This is a messenger RNA of Prinia subflava (tawny-flanked prinia), 4559 nucleotides long. RefSeq names its product 5-hydroxytryptamine receptor 1F (gene HTR1F). Lineage: Eukaryota; Metazoa; Chordata; Aves; Passeriformes; Cisticolidae. The transcript has 3 exons. Gene Ontology annotation, biological process: G protein-coupled dopamine receptor signaling pathway; adenylate cyclase-activating adrenergic receptor signaling pathway. The coding region runs from base 512 to 1615 and encodes 367 amino acids. Gene Ontology annotation, molecular function: G protein-coupled serotonin receptor activity; dopamine neurotransmitter receptor activity, coupled via Gs. Gene Ontology annotation, cellular component: plasma membrane. The record is from RefSeq and is a predicted model, not a curated record.
CGCCGGGCAUCCCGCCGGGCUCUCAGCCGGGCAUCCCGCGGCUCGCCCCCGGCUCCGCCCGCCCCGCGGCUCCCGGACGGCGCGGAGCAGCCGCGGCCGCAGCGCCGGGCAGGGAGCGCUCGGGGCGGUGCCGGAGCUUUCCCCGCCGGCUGCCGCUUCCCCGCCCCUCCCCGCCUUCUCUCGUUUCAUUUUUGGCGGGGGCAGCGGAGGCUGCGGAGGGAAACGCUUCGAUCUCCGCGCUCCGGGACCGGCGCCUGCCGCGGUGCGGAUGCGUAUGGACGAAUCCUCGUGAAAACAGCUCCCGACGUUUUCCCCUCACAAACUAAAACCCCAAACCCAAACAAACCACCCACUUGGAUAAUUAAAACGGUUUUUUUGCAGUAUCCAGUGUUGCUAAGGCUGAUUUAAUUCCUACUCUACCAGUCCUAUUCCCAGAGGCAGCUUUUCCAAGGUGAUUCCUGACACAGGAGAUGGUAACGGCGACGGGUAGAGAUCGUCAUUAAAAGGGAACAUGGAUUUAAUAAACUCGACUGAACAAAACAGUACAUCAGAAGAACCUUUCAAAUGGGUGACAUCCAAGAUUCUCAUUUCCAUUACCCUGUCUGUGCUUGCUCUAAUGACAACGGCCAUCAAUUCUCUCGUGAUGACUGCAAUAAUUGUGACGAGAAAGCUCCACCACCCUGCCAACUAUCUAAUCUGCUCUCUUGCAGUGACUGACUUCCUUGUGGCAGUCCUGGUGAUGCCCUUCAGCAUUGUCUACAUUGUAAAGGAGACCUGGAUCAUGGGGCAGGUGGUGUGUGACAUUUGGCUGAGCGUGGACAUCACGUGCUGCACUUGUUCCAUCUUGCACCUCUCCGCCAUUGCUUUGGACCGGUACCGAGCCAUCACGGACGCCGUGGAAUAUGCCCGGAAAAGGACACCUAAGCAUGCUGGCAUCAUGAUAGCAGUUGUAUGGAUCAUAUCCAUUUUUAUCUCCAUGCCACCCUUGUUUUGGAGGCACCAGACAACCAGCAGGGAGGACGAAUGCAUCAUCAAACACGACCACAUUGUUUUCACCAUUUACUCCACGUUUGGCGCCUUCUACAUCCCGCUGGCCUUGAUCCUGAUCCUUUACUACAAGAUCUACAAAGCAGCAAAGACAUUUCACAGGAGAAGUGUCAGCCGGAUCGUGAGGGAGGAGGGGGUGAAUGGACAAGUCCUUUUGGACGCAGGUGAAAGAAGCACCAAAUCAGCUUCAAUGCCCAGCACGACAGAGAAGACCUCAGAUCCCCUGGUGAGCUCCGAUAAAAUCAACAUCUCCCUACGAAGCCCCAGGUCUGAAUCCAAGCACGAGAAGUCCUGGAAAAAACAGAGAAUCUCCAGCACGAGGGAGCGGAAGGCAGCAACGACGCUGGGUUUGAUCCUGGGGGCAUUUGUGAUCUGCUGGCUCCCGUUUUUUGUAAAAGAAGUAGUUGUUAAUACCUGUGAAACAUGUCAUAUCUCAGAAGACAUGUCUAAUUUCCUAGCCUGGCUGGGAUAUAUAAACUCCCUUAUUAACCCUUUAAUCUACACAAUCUUUAAUGAAGAUUUCAAGAAAGCCUUCCAGAAGCUUGUACGGUGCGGGCAGUACCUUUAAGAGCUUUUGUUCAUAUAAGGAGAACAUAGUCAUUGUUUUUUAACCUGUAAAAAUUUAUAUAAAUGAGAUGGCAUUUGUUGUAUUUAAGGCAAAGCACCAGGACUCUGCAUUUACAUUAUAAUGACUUUUUUUGUAUAGGUAAUUUUGGGAGCAUUAAUUGCCCAAAUUUUAAAGAGAUGGAUCAUCUGGGAUUGGUUUUGCUCUGGAAAAAGGGGUAGUAUAUUGUGACCCUGAUCAAGCUGGGAUUUGCACAGCUGCCUAGCUUGAAGCAUAAGGUAUUACCUUAAAUGUGAAGGAAAUACACACUUGAAGUAGACAAAGAAACAAAACUUUUUAAAAAGUAACCCUCAGUCAUCAAUGAAAUGUUAAGUAAAACAACACACAUGUUUUAAACCUUACUGAUAUAAGAUAGAAAACACACCAUGGAAUGACAACAUGAUUUCAAAAGUCUGGCACAGGCCUGCACCAUAGAGCCAAGCCAUUCCCAGCCAAGGGUAGUAGCUUUAAAUAUAUCUUCCACCAUCCUAUGUCAGUCAGCUGAGUGAGCUGCAGCCCUGCCUUGCCCCAUAGAUGGACUUCCCAGUGUUACACAGCACCCCAGCAGCAGGCAAGGGGCUCUCAUGGGUUACCAGUUUCAUAACAGGCCAGUGUUGGGAGCCCUGUGACACUGCACACCCACAGCAGAUGUGAUUAUACCCCAAGGGAAACACCCAAACCUGUGGGGCACCUCCAGUGAGCUGGGUACACAAAGUGCCCGGUGAUCUGAGACACUGCUUCUGUGGGGAGGGAAGGCUCAUAAAGAGCAGCUGGUUCUCCUUGUGGAGAUGUUAGAAGGGAGAGAGGUAGGAGACCAGGAGACACUCCUUUCUCCAUGUCCUCACACCUGGUCAGGCACAGAGCCUGUGACCUCCAGCUCCAAACCAGCCACAGCUCAUGCCAGGGCUCAGCACUGCUGACGGAGGGUGGCUUUGUGAGGUUUGAAAUACUGGGGCUGACAGCUCCAGCUCAGCAUGUUCAGCCCUCCACCCUCAGAAUUCUGAUGCCCCCAAGCCUUUUCUCAACUGUCCCAAGCACCAGGGCUGUGUGCCCUUUCCAAGCAAAUCAGAAAGAACCACUGUGCUGGCAGCGUAGGUCUCUGGAAAAGGCUGUGCAGUACCUUCUGCAGUAGGGGAAGAGGGAGUGACCUCAGUAUGCACUGCACAGCUGGGCAGGGGAUCCUGUGGGAUACUCACUGAGAAGCUCACCUCUAAACCCCUCCUUCCCCCACAGCAUCCAUCCAUAUCCCCAUUCCCAGCAGAGUUGAAAAGGCAUUACAGGAACUGCAGCCCACCCUAACCUAUUUAGUCAAAGGUGACCCCUACAAACAAAUCCCUUCCAAGGCCUGAAAGACGGCAGCUUGGCCAAUCCUGACUGACCUGCUCUAGGUGUCAAGCCACGAAAUUGUUAAGAGCCACACCAAAGCCCAGGAUUUGCACUUUUCAGGACAAACAGAUUCAGGCUGUGUCACUAAGAGCCCAGCUUCAAAUUCUUUGUCAGACAUACAGUUGCUGCCUCACAGGAACAGGGACUUGAGACUCCUUACAGGGGCUAUAAACCCCACUGUCAGCAGCAGCAAUCUCCUGCAAAGGUGCUCCAGUUUGGCACUUGGGCCACCAACCUAGGGAGACCACAAAGGAACUGAGGCAUGACAGCACCAUGGUCACCUUUAGUUGGGGAAAGGUGUCACUGGGCCUUGCAGUUGCUCUUCCAAGAGACUUUCAGUGGUUUACAUUAGACAAAAAAAGAAAAACUCUGGAGAAAGUCAUCACUGUCAUUUCUCUCUCCCCCCCUCCCUCUCCUGUAUUACAAACUCUGGAGUUUGUAAUAAUUUUUAUAUUUUCCCUGCUGGCUACCAGCUGACACAACAGCAAUCAAAAGGGUGCACUCCUGCAAGAUGACGAGGUUUGAAAUUUGAGAUGCUGAACUAAUUUGCUUCUGUCACUUGCAACUUACUGUAUUCUGCUUUCACAUCAAGGCCCAAAUGAAAUGCUAUUCAGAAUUACCAGAAACGGUGCAUCUGCUUUGCCUUUGAUUUUAACACAGCCAGGAAUCUAAUGAAAGCUCACUUGUCAUACCACGGAGCUCUAGCACAGCAGUGGCACAGCUAAAUUUUGAAGAUACUGGGAUGCAACAGAGCGGUUUUGGCUCAUGCUCAGUGCAAACCAGCACACUUUAUUACUAUUGCAGUCAGAGCACAGCCUCUGCAGCCCCCAUGACCUCAGCACUGGCUGCAUUAUGCUGACAGAAAAAAUUGCUCACAGCAUCAGCUGUGCUCUGCUGUCUCCAGAAAGCGCCAUGAAAUUUAGCUUUCCAAAAGGAUUAGCAGAUUAGCAGGAGGCAGCACAGAAAACCCCACUAAAUCAUUCACUCUUGAAGACCUCUGUUUCCCACAUUUCCUGAGUCAUAACCCUGGGUGUCUUGGGGGAUCCAUCCCUCUCCCCCUGCCGCUUCCCUUACAGCUGCUGAAGUACAGACUAUAUCGUUUAUCCUCUUACUCAUAAGAGUUUGACAAUAUCCUGUGAAAUCAAAUGGGAAGGAAAAAUAGGGGCUGCUUUCCAGGAGAAAAGAUACUUAAAAUACUCAUUUAAAUAAUAAUGGGUGAAGCUCAAAGGAAUCAUAUGUAGAUAAACAGAAAAUAUCUGUCAUAUACACUGUUAACAGUAUUAUACUCUGAAACUAAUUAAGCUGCGAAACAUUUCUCAAGAUGCAGGGUGGUUUCUUUGGUACCGUCUUCACUGAGCUGUAUCUGCUCACCCUUCAACACAGUGGUGGGAGAGGCAACUACAAGAAAUUUGAUCAAACAAGUGGGCAGUUAUUCCAUUAAAAGCACUUGCGGCUUGUGAACCAUCAUUUCUCGGUGUCUGACUGCAACUCAUCACUCGUUCCCUCACAGAACCCACUGUGC